Molecule: messenger RNA, 976 nt
Organism: Aedes albopictus (Asian tiger mosquito)
Lineage: Eukaryota; Metazoa; Arthropoda; Insecta; Diptera; Culicidae
Product: protein TEX261
Exons: 3
Coding region: 185-784 (199 amino acids)
Biological process (GO): endoplasmic reticulum to Golgi vesicle-mediated transport
Cellular component (GO): endoplasmic reticulum membrane; COPII-coated ER to Golgi transport vesicle; Golgi membrane
Molecular function (GO): COPII receptor activity
Source: RefSeq, a predicted model, not a curated record
UUUCUGGAUACGACUGAUGGAAACAAACCGAAACAGAACGACGAUUGUGAAAAUCUAAAUUUUUGCUUGAAAAUGAAUUCGUAAAGUGAUACAGUUUAGUUAGAUUGUAAGUGUAAGGUGUAGUCUGUUUUGUAACAAAGUUGUACAGAUAUUUACUGUAUCCGGUGACCGAAUCGAGGGCAGAAUGACUUUCCUCAGUCUACUGAGCUACUUCUCCCUGCUGGUGCAGAUCUGCUUCGUAACGGUGUCCAUAGCUGCUGGCUUGUACUACCUUGCCGAGCUGGUGGAGGAAUACACGGUCAUGGCCAAAAAGGUCAUCACCUGGAUGAUAAUGGGCUCCGUUCUGUUGUACAUAAUUUUCAUCUUCACCGAACGUUUCACUUGGACACUAAUACUCUGCGGCCUGGGAGCACAGGCCCUGCAUGCAGCUAUCCUCAAGAACUUUCCGUACGUGAAGUUCCUUUCACCUUGCUUUCUAGGCGCUGUGAUACUACUCCUAGUCAACCACUACUUGGCAUUCAUCUAUUUCCAACAGCAAUUCCAUCCAUUCACAGAGGUCAUGGCCUACUUUACGUUGUGCUUGUGGCUGGUGCCAUUUGCGCUGUUUGUGUCUCUCUCGGCCAAUGACAACGUCCUUCCGACGAGCAACGAGAGGACGCAUCUGCUAAGCGACAACGACGUGGUGACAAACUACUUCUCCAGCCGGAAGAAGAUCGGGUUGCUUUCUUUGUUCAACUACGCGAAGGAAUCGCUCCUCCCGGAGCGCAACAAGAAGGCAUUUUAAAUUUUACUCAAACGAUCUCCCAUACUACCAUUGCGAUAAAACUCUGCGCCAGUUGAACGAAUUGUUGAGAUUUUGAAUUGAAGAUGAAGCAAAGCAACCAUUGCUGUUAUAGGAGACAACAAGAAACGUCCAGCCCAAACAAGCUUUAUACCUCGGGCAGACAUGUGAAACUUAAAUCAAAUCUUUGUCAUG